Molecule: messenger RNA, 8150 nt
Organism: Varanus komodoensis (Komodo dragon)
Lineage: Eukaryota; Metazoa; Chordata; Lepidosauria; Squamata; Varanidae
Product: mothers against decapentaplegic homolog 4-like
Exons: 13
Coding region: 3123-4814 (563 amino acids)
Biological process (GO): transforming growth factor beta receptor signaling pathway; anatomical structure morphogenesis; BMP signaling pathway
Cellular component (GO): heteromeric SMAD protein complex
Molecular function (GO): DNA-binding transcription factor activity, RNA polymerase II-specific; I-SMAD binding; RNA polymerase II cis-regulatory region sequence-specific DNA binding
Source: RefSeq, a predicted model, not a curated record
AAGCCCAUCCUGCUUUCCCAGCCCCCCCCCCAACUUGGGUGCAAGUAGUCUCAGCUCCUGCCUCAGUGGUGCAACGUAGCCUCCUCUAGCUGGGCGCCCGCCCUCCAGAGGGAUUCGACUACAGAUCCCAGCAUCCCCUGCCAGCCACGCCGGGGCCAGUGCUCAAGAAAACCGGGAGACGUCGCCCGAAAACACUUGGAAGGGGCUCGACUGGAGCCCAUAGGAGUUGGAACCCAAGCAUGCGGGUGGUGGGCGACAGGUUGCGGGAGGGGAGUGGGAUGGGAGCCUCCUUUUUCCCCACGGCCCUCUAAGUUGGUCGGUGGUCCCACCAUUGUCAGGAGCAGUCUAUCCCGAAACGCUUCUGCUGACAGACAUUAAGCAGUGGAAGAGGCGGCCUGCCAUUGCCUCCGCCUGGAGGGUUUCCCCGAAAGCAGGAACGUUGCGGGGGCCCUCGCCCGGUUGUGUCUCUCCACUGAUGGCUAGGUGAGCUUUUCGGGCACAGGUGCUGUCCUUGCGUACCUGGGCGCACCUCAGCUCAAUGGCCUGGCACACCGUGUUUCCUGACGUCUUCCCCGCCGGCCCUCCACAGUCGGGGCCUCUGAGGUGAGUUGAAUUGCAGUGUAGGAUUGGGGAGACUCGGCAUAAAUGAUCGGGGUGCACUAUCCCACCAGGCCAGUACCUGGCCAGAAUACUUAGCUGCCUGGGGAAAGGCCUGCAUCAGGUGCUUCCCUGCUGCUCCUGGAGGAGGCUGUUUUGCUCCACCUGCAGACCAGGGGCAUAUCCUGCCCCAGAUCUGGGCUUGCAUGUCUGUAAAAGAGAAGGCAGAAGCUUCCCUGGGAGAAAAAUACCUUUUGCAAAUGAACGCUGCAGCACAACCUGCUACAGAAAAUUUCUUAUUUGAACCGGGGGCCGAGUUUAUCCACAAAGGCGUAUCUCCUUUCCAACAGCCUGGCAGAUGGAUGAAAUGGCAGUCAGAAUGGGCCCUAGACCCAGUGCUUGGUUUCUUCAAAUCAUAACGCAGUUUAGAUCUAAACAUAAUUUAGAUCCUAGCCUAGAUGAUGGUGUGGGGGAUGCUUUUUAAGUCCCUGCAAAUAAAAAGCUAGCACAUCAGGAAAGGUGUUUGGCUGAACAUCUCCUUCCUGGUGGUUUAAUUGCCUGUAUACAGGGAGUCUUAAGGCUGCAAUCUUAAACACUCUGGAGAAGGAAUAAGAGUGUCGUGGGACUUAGCCUGUAGUAGACAUCGAAAAAAUUAGGCCAUUAAUCAUGUUCUUUUUGCCAUAAGGACUAGAAACAUCCCCUCCCCCCAAAAAGAACACCUGAAAAACAUAUCUAGUCCUAUUUUUAAAUUGAAAAACUGCGGUGGAAGCGCUAGAGCAGGUUACAUAUCAUAUAUACCCUUUCCACUGAAUUGGGGACUUUUUGAUCAGUUUGGUGGGGAUAUAAAAAGGUUUCAUCCAGAAGGGAAGGAUCUGCAUGCAGGAAAGACAGAGCCGUGCCUACAGCUUGGUGCUGGUGGUGCCCAGGAGCGCCAGAAAUUUAAUCUGCUUCCCCUCCUGUUGUUGUGUCUGCUGCACUGCCAAGGAUUUCCCCAAUAUGCUGUGCCUGCCAUCCCAGCCGGUGAUUCAGAGGUCGUGAUCGUUCCAGAAGCUUCCAGACGGCAUCGCAGCGCCCUGACCUGUGGCCCAAGGCUGGCCCCAGCUCAGUGUCUGUGUGGUGGCAGAACGGCCCGACACUACUCUGAACCGAAGUACUGGGCCCGUAGCGCUCAACAGCUAGGCCGAAAUCUGCCUGGUAGAGCUUCCUCCAGGGAUGUCGGGUGAGAAGGACAGCUUCUCUAAGUGUGUGUGAUAAAACAAGAAUCUGGGUGUGUCUGGUGGAUUCUCUGGUCUUUAAUAAACCUCGGGGAAAUGAAGCAGGGCUGCAGUUAGAUAAUUUUAGACUCUGGAUUUAAUGAUUUUCAGGAGAUGUGUGCUUUUGCAUUACUUCACUUGCUUGGAAUUGGAGGAAGCCAGCGCAUUCAGGGGCCCAGCCUGUUGUGUGAGGGUCCUGUAUGGUGUCCCGUCGGAAAAAGAUUUAUUGAGCAGAGCGUGCAGGAAAGAGCAAAGCAAGCAGAGGGGUUGGGACCACGAAGGUGGUUAUGUUCUGCUCAUGUCUUUGCAAACUACUGCAAGACUGCCUUUCUGAAGCCAGCCCCAACAGUUCGAUAAAUUUCAUGCACAGCAAAUCCUUAUCUUCUCUCAAACCUACUAUCUUCGUGUCCCAGAAAAAGUGUUUUAAAAACAAAAGGAUAGAAAACCCAGGGAUCCAGGUGGAAGACAAAAGCACCUACAUCUGGGACAGAAGCAGAGCUUAGUGGUUGGAAGAGAGUGUAAAGUCAGAACCAUUGUAUAUUUUUUAAUUUGUAACCCACCGAGGGAGCCUUGGGGCUACUAAAUAAAAAGAAACGGGGACCUCCUUGUUUUUUUCCUCAGUUGCAAUAAUUUACUGAUUAGUGUUUAUUGACUAUUUUGGCACCAGCAUUGGCUGGGUUUCUGGGGAGCAGCUCCGACACCCCAAAACAUGGAGUCUAGCAGUGACAGGGGGCUAGGAAGAACAGCAGGAGGACACAUGCGUGGUGAGGAAGCAGAGCCUAGUGGUUAAAGGUUAGCCGAGCCCAAAGGGGGGGCAUGAGAACUCAGCAGGGCUCUCCCCGCACUGGGUUAGGGAGGGGGUCCAGGAGCCCCUGACAAAGGACGCCAGAGGAAGCCGGAGGCCCCCUGCGGAUGGCGGUGCACGCAGCCAGAGCAACAGUUGCGUGUCCUUCUCUUCCCAGCUCGCGCGCUCUCCCGCUGUAGGCGAUGUGGUCGAGGGCAUGAGGAACAGGCAGCGGCAGUGAUUGUCUGGCUGGCUUGUGUUUAGUCUGUGCCGUCUCCUCCUCCUCCUCCGCCGCCGCCUCUGUCUUUCACUCCAGUUGCACAAGGAAAAAGGCGUGGGGGGAGAAAGGAGCCGCGGAUGGGCGUCCCGCCACCUUGAGGAGCAGAUGCGUGUCUGCCGCAGUCAGGAGAGCAUGUUCUGCGUCCCGCCGCGACCGUCUCCACACCCCAGCGAGGGGCAGCCAGUAGCAGGGAGUUCUUGCGCUCGCCAUGUCCCUGAACCAGCCCAGCAGUAGCGACGCCUGCCUGAACAUUGUCCACAGCCUCAUGUGCCAUCGGCAGGGCGGGGAGAACGAGUCCUUCGCCAAGCGGGCCAUCGAGAGCCUGGUGAAGAAGCUGAAGGAGAAGAAGGACGAGCUGGACUCCCUCAUCACCGCCAUCACCACCAACGGCGCUCACCCCAGCAAGUGCGUCACCAUCCAGAGGACGCUGGAUGGCCGCCUGCAGGUGGCCGGGCGCAAAGGCUUCCCCCACGUCAUCUACGCCCGUCUCUGGCGCUGGCCGGAUCUGCACAAGAAUGAGCUGAAGCACAUCAAGUUCUGCCAGUUCGCCUUCGACCUCAAGUACGACAGCGUCUGCGUGAACCCUUACCACUACGAGCGGGUGGUGUCGCCUGGCAUCGGGCUGAAUAUUCAGAAUACAGCACCUCCUGCCCGGCUUGUGAAGGAGGAAUUUGUUCCGGACUGUAUCCAGAUGGAGCUGCCGGCUCCCCUGCAGGCUGACCGCCUGGGCCCAGGCAUCAAGGCCAGCCACCCACAGGCAGAGCCGUAUCAGCCCAUCUCUCCGCUGCAUCUUCCCGAGCCCUCGCACCCUUCCGCUGGCAUUUAUCCUGCACUGCCUUUAUCUCCCCCAGGCCCUCCUGGGGGUCCGCUGCUCCCCCUCUUGCACGGAGAAGGUCUUCUUCAGAUCUCCAGCCCACCUCAUCCCCCAGCCCCUUCCCCGGCUCCGCCAGGGUCCCAGCAAAACGGCUGCGCCCCCAAACUUCCCUAUCCGACAUCCACCUGGCCGGGAAGCAACAGUGCCGCGAGCUACGGGUCUGGGGGGAGGAGGCAGCAGCCCACCCCUCCGCCGCUCCCCACCCCUCCGCAGCAGCAGAAUGGCCGAAGCCACCCACAGCCACCCCUCCAUCACCCAAACCAUUAUUGGCCGGUCCACCACAGCUCUCUCCCCUAUCAGCAGCUGGUGUCCAGCCACCCCGGCCCUGAAUUCUGGUGUUCGAUCGCCUACUUCGAGAUGGACGUGCAGGUGGGCGAGAUCUUCAAGGUGCUGGCCAACUGCUCGGUCGUGACUGUGGACGGCUACGUGGACCCAUCCGGAGGGGACCGAUUCUGCCUGGGGCAGCUAUCCAAUGUUCAUCGCACCGACGCCAGCGAGCGGGCCAGGCUGCACAUCGGGAAAGGCGUGGAAUUGCAGUGCCGGGGCGAAGGUGACGUCUGGAUGCGGUGCUUGAGCGACCACGCGGUCUUCGUGCAAAGCUACUACCUGGAUCGGGAGGCUGGGCGUGCCCCGGGCGACGCUGUGCACAAGAUCUACCCUGGUGCUUAUAUAAAGGUAUUCGACCUGCGCCAGUGCCACCGGCAGAUGCAGCAACAAGCGGCCACAGCACAGGCGGCCGCAGCAGCACAGGCGGCCGCGGUGUCCGGGAGCAUCCCUGGACCUGGCUCCGUGGGAGGCAUUGCUCCUGCCGUUGGCCUCUCCGCGGCGGCCGGCAUUGGCGUGGAUGACCUCCGGCGGCUCUGCAUCUUGCGGCUCAGCUUCGUCAAGGGCUGGGGGCCGGACUACCCCCGCCAGAGCAUCAAGCACACCCCCUGCUGGAUUGAGGUGCACCUGCACCGGGCGCUGCAGCUGCUGGAUGAGGUCCUGCACACCAUGCCCCUGGCCGACCCCGCCCCUGUCAACUAGGGUGGCUGCGGCGGGGCGCAGGGGGACUCUUGGCUCCGAUGCAGCAGGCGGCGGGGCGGGGCGGGACGGGGUGGCGGGGCGCUGUGGUGGAGACUGUGCUUGUCCACGUGGCCGUGGCCGGCCGGGGGUGUCAAGGAGCUUUCCUGGAGUCGCUCGAGAGAGCAAGACUGGGGGAUUGGCCACGAACUCCAGCCCCUUGCGGCUGCCCCCGGCCUCAGUCUGUCCCAUCCCCAGCCACAGAAUGAACUGCUUUGGAAGAGGACCGGCUUUUGACUACUUUCUCCUCUGCUGGCGGCUGCGUUGCUCCGGAGCAUCAGCGGCCCACCUGCCAGAGGGGUAAGGAGCUGACACAGCUCCCGGACAGCUUCUUCCUGCUUCUCUCUUGCUCUCAGCCCCUUCUGCAAGCCCUCAUCCGAAGCAGCUGGCUUACAGAUCCGUUCUCACGCUCUCAGUCGCAAAGCAGGGCAGAAGCCUUUAAUGGGGACCGAAGUCCAGGUUUUGGCGUCCUCAGUGGUAACUCACGAGGCAGUGAGUCUCUGUUCCCACUGCCCUUGUGGGAAGGGCCUCACGCCUCCUCUUUCCAAUCUGAGCUUGCCUUUUGCUUCCUUGACAAGCAGAGGAAACCCUGAGCUGGCAGGGGUCUCCUGCUUCUCCUCCUCUCCCCCACCAUCGUCUGGAGGCAGUAGAACCAGGAGGUUGCAGUGGGGGAAGAGAGAGAGCGACUCCAGGGGCUCUCGUCCGUGGGCCCCUGCUGGAAUGUGUACCAGUCCUGGUUUCACCAACCAGUUGCUUUGCUCAAAGGGCUAAAAGCACCUUUUGUUAGGUUUAAAAAUGUUUUUCAUUUAAACCAACAGUACACAAUAUUCUCAAAAUGCAGAAAGGCACGUGCUCUCUUCAGUGUGGGAAUGCCGUUUCUCAUUACAUGGACAGACAGGCCUUUCCCCAAAGGGUCUGUUUCUGCUAGAGGGUCUAAAUGGGUCUAAAUGGACACAUUUGCCCCAAAACAGAAAGCGUGUGUCUUGCUUUGGAAAUUAUGGGUUAAAAAAAACCCUAUGUAAAUGAAAGCCAAGUUAAAUUGGUAGUUUUUAAUCUACUCAAGGUCAUGGAAUUAAAAUUGCUUUAAGGGGUUUGUAACCCUACCUAAAACCAAAUAACUGGAAACACCAAAAAAGGACCCACAACUACCCACAAAUAUUUGAAAACUUGUUUGCUUGCUUGGGCUUUCUAUCUUGAUGGCAGGCAGCCGACAGCCCUAGAUCGUGCCCCAUGACACAUCUGGCUGGCCAGUACCAAUUUUGCAGAUCAAGUGCCGGAUAUGGUUUGGCUCACAGAAUUCAACUCUCCAGAGAAUUUGGUCUUUUAUUACCAAAAAAAUGAAAGAAGCCAUGUCUUUAGUUCUUACGUGAAGAUAGUUUUGAAGCCAUGCAGACCAUUCCUGACGAAAUUUUGGCGGCUUCAGGAUGGAGGUUGUGCCCCAUGCCAGAAAAGGCAUUUGGGGGGGAUUGCAGAAUAAAUUCUGCGAAAGGAGAAAAAGUGCUAAUUUGUAGGAAGUGCCAUGGCUUUGGAAUUCAGCUUUUCUUGACUUGCUUGGGAACAGAAAUCAAAUUUCGAGUCCCAGACAGCGGCUGCUUCAUUGCAUACCCAAAAUAGGACACCUACCAAUCUGCCUAAGUAAUAGGGCACAAAUUGGACAGGUGGAAUUUUCCCUCCUCUUGGCCUGAGGAGGAAGUGGCACAACUAAGCCACUGUUUGGUUUCUGGCUGUAGUCCAGCACUUAGAAACCGAAGAGAGGGGGGGUACAUUAGCUUAUAGCUACCCUCAUUUUUGUUAUAUGCUGUGCCAAAAUUCAACAGGUUUCUGUGUGGGUUGUCAGGCAACCCAGGCAGCCAGUCUUGCUGUGUUCACAUGUCAGGAGAAGCUUGGCCCCGUGAGGGCAAAUGCAAACAGGGUGAGGCCGUGCAAGGAAGGCUCCGGAGCCAUUGCUGCUUCUUGGCGGCCCUCGUGCCUUGGGAAGCAGGCCGCCGGCUGUCUUAGUGGUGUGUCAUGGUACACAAACCGGGCGAGCAGCUUGUGGCCUGCCAGAUGCUCUGGGCUACAGCUCUCCUCCGUCUUAGCCGUCCCGUGAGCCCGUCGCCCCUUGCCCCAUAAGCCAUUUGGAUGCGGCAGGGAGGCAGGCAGGCCAUGUGACACCAACCUGGUUGCCAGCUGUGCCCCGGAAGGCUGUUGCUGCAGCUCAGGAUGUGUGUGUGUGUGUCACCACAUUGUGUAGAUGUACCGUUCGGGAGCAACUUCUUCCUUUGCUGAGCAUUCCAGGUGGUAUUUAUUCCUCAGUGCUGGGAAGAAAAGUUCUACUAGCUGAGGUAGGCAAUUAAGCCGCUGUUUAUAAAGGCGGUGUAGCAGGCCAGGCAGGCUGUUUUCCUGGUAAGUUGGCAACCUUCCCAAAUUCCUUGUCUGGCCCACCAAGAAAAUAGACGGGGACAUUUGUUGCAGCCCUGGGCAUCCCAGCUUGUGGGUUGGGGGGCCUGCCCUUUAGCACUGAUAUUCCUCUGAAAUGAGCACUUGUUAAUAAUACCAGCUGUUCCCUGGGCACUCUUGCCUCUGGCUGUUUUUAAAAUAUUUUAUUUUAAAAUAAUCAUUAUUUAAAGGAUAAUUUGUUUUCCACCUGGCUCGUGUUGGCUUCUUGUGUUGCAGAAGGUAUGGGGGCACUGUGGACUUUUCCCUGAAUUUCAGAAGCAGCUUAAACCGAGCGUCUCAGUUUAUUGGCUUGGAGAAUGCUGUGGAAACGUGGGGAAUAAAAGGAAUGCCUUGCCUGGAAAAGCAACUGAGCUUACUUAAAGGCAUUGCUAUGUGUAUUCUUUGCAUAUUUCCGUGAGAGGGAAAACAGGGAAGUAAUCCUGGGGAUAGAACAGUGUCAUUUAAAAAACAAGUUUCUAGUGCUUUGGGCAAGAGGGUUGGAGAAGACUGAUGCAGGGAAGGCAUUCAUGUGGAUCUCUCUUCAGCAUAUAGGAACCUAGAGGUUGGAGCAGGACCCCAGCUUGGCUGUGGAACACACAAUAUUUAUUUAUAUAUUUGGAGACAGUAUGGUUUAUUGCUUAGAAUGCUAGACUGGGGCAUCUGGGAGAAUCAGAUUCUAGUCCCCACACAGCCAUGAAGCUCAGUGGGUGACUUUCGGCCAGACUCUCAGCCCAAACUAUCUCACAGGGUUGUUGUGAGGAUAAAAAGGAUUAGGAUUUUGUUUCCUCACAGGGAAAAGGCAGGAUAUACUUCUAAUAAAUUUAUAUGACACUUCAUGCCAAAGUGCUGCACAUAGAAUACAAUAAAACAAUUUAAAAUGCA